Molecule: messenger RNA, 3628 nt
Organism: Cuscuta epithymum
Lineage: Eukaryota; Viridiplantae; Streptophyta; Magnoliopsida; Solanales; Convolvulaceae
Source: the annotation of a GenBank genome assembly
GUUAUUUUAUUGAUGUAAAGGUUAGAUACUAACCUAGAUGCAAACAUUGGAAAACUAGGAAUCGAGUUAGCCGGAAAACACCCGUUCUAGGGGCUGUUUUAGUAUCAACGAUUCGGGGUUGAAAUAGCAACUUGAGGAGGCUGUUUAGCACCCAUUUUCAAGCAAGGAACUAGUUCCCAAUCUUCCUUGGCCGAGGCUUUAGCCAUUGGAUCGAGAAGGAAGGUUUUAAAGCUCAUUUGAGGUGAGGAUCGACAUCUAGUUGCUUACAACUUGUAGGUUAAGCAUGAGAUUACCUAAAUGCUUAAAUAAUGUUUUUCCAUGGAUUAUGAUGAUAACCUAUUGAUGGAAUAUUGAUCUAUUUUCCAAAGAAUGAAAUAAGAAAUGAUUUGGUAAAGUAUUGAUGAAAAUGGAGUUAAAUGAACUAUUGUGUGAAAUAGGCAUUUUACUCAUGUGUGAAUUGUGUAGAUACAUAAAUGAUUAUUUAUGUAUUACAUUGAAUGAUUAAGUUGCUGCUACAUAUCUCUAAAUAUGUAGGGAUUUACAAAUGGAAUAUAUGAUUGAUAAGAAUAAUCUUAAUAGUAUUGAAAUACUAGUUAAUGAUUGUUGAAAUUGUUGAAGAAUUGAAUCUAAGGAUUUGAUUGUAAUUGAUGAACUUGAUUGUGAUGCAAGUGACUAAAUUGAUGUAAUGUGAUGCUAAGACCAUGGUUGGGCAGUCCGUAGGGAUGUCCCAAGAUAGAUUAUUGAUAUUACAAUUCUAGGCCUAGUGAGUGCUUAGGAAUUGGGGUCUAUGCCAAUGUAAGGAGAUGUACUUGAGCCCGUGCUCAUAGAAUUGCAUUGGGUAGACAUGAUGAGGUGAUUGUGUGCAUGGGGAUGUAGUCGAGUUGGACUCGAGAAUGCACGGUGGAGUAGUUAGCUUAUGUUAAUAAAGGUGCAUGGUGAUGUAGUCGAGUUGGACUCGAGAAUGCAAACAUAUGUGUUAGGGUUGGACCCUAUGUAUUGUUGUGACUAGGGGUCACGGGAUUUUGGAGUAUGUUUGAUAAACAAACCUUGGGCCUACGGGCCGACUACUUGACUUUAUAUAUAAAGUAAGUAUAUUUUAAAACGGGGUAACUUGGGGUUACGGCCUAGAUUAUAUUAUCACCCUAUUUGAGGGUCUUGUGUUUGAAAUACUUGUUGUAUAUCUAUUAGAUGCCAUCCACACCAGCACUUUAUAGCCGUAUAGAGUGCUGACCCCUUCGGGGGCGUCCCACCACCAUUUUUCAGGUUGAGGCUAGAGCUUGCUUCCUGUGCUCGUUGCUCGAGGGAUCAUCUAGGAGGGAAGACUUGGUUCGUGCUCCCUCCAUUCAGUUUUAAACAUUAAUAAACAUGCUCAUGGACAUUUUACUAUAGAGCCUGCGUGCUCAUGUUAGCCACGUGUGGCAUUUGUUUUCAAACUAUGUUUUCCGCUAUGUAUUCGAUUACUUAUUAUGUUUGUUUAUGGAUGGCUUACGUGUGAAUGAUAUUCGAGACGCCUUGUAUAAUAUGAAUGUGUUGGACUGCGGUUGACUAUUCGUAUUGUACGGCGGGUUGUUGACGUGUCCGGGGAGGUCCGGGGCGUGACAAUUAAGUUGGUAUCAAAGCCAGGUUCCAUAAACUUCAUAAUGAAGUCUCAAAAUUCUCUUUUUGAAAAAGAUUUUGAAAACCAUGAGCAUAGGAGUUUUGUACUUGGAGAGCUUUUGGUACUUGGGUUGCAAGGUCUCUAAUUGUUAAGAUGGUACCCUUAGCAAUUGGUAUGGCGGUGACUCGAGCCAAAAUGUGUCUUAAGUACCUAUCCGUCAAUUGACAUUUGAUACGAGUCUAAUGACUCUUUCCAAAUUUCUUUCAGAAAUGGACGGUGGUGGCAGGAUUACUAGGAGAAACCCGACGGGCCGUGUACCAGUGGAGACUGGACAGGGCAGUCGAAGGACCUCUAGGGCGUCUAGGGGAGCUGGCCGUGGAGGCCGAUCACAGACCGUGAGUGACGGUCAUGUUGACACAGAAAGUGAAACCUACUGGUCCUAUGAGGACUCAACUUACCAACCGGAGACCGAGCCGGUUGAGACCCCUUACGAAGGGGAUGACGAUGAUAUAAGUGAUGAAGGAGGGGAGAAUGACUCCCUAGCCAGAAUCGAGGCGCUGCUCCAACAAUAUCAGCGGGAGCGCGAAGAAAGGAGGGAACGCCGAAGGCGCCGGGGAGGGCGAACUUUGGGUGGGGCUUCAAGAGGAAGAAGCCAAGGCGACUCUAGGGCCCACAUUGAACCACAUGGGGGCCGGGGUGAUGGAGGUCCGAUCAUAAGGAUCUCAAAAUUUCUCAAAGAGGCGAGAGACUUGGGGUGCAAACCCUUCAACGGAGCGGGUGACAUCUCGGUUGCCGCGGGAUGGAUCAAGAGGCUGAACGAAGCAGCCCUUGAUAUGCAACUCACCCCCGAGUUUAAGCUAAGGGUGGCGGUGAGGUUGCUUGAAGGGAUGGCAUCCACAUGGUGGGACGGAGCCAAGGGAAAGUAUGGCAACACGGUGACUUGGGAGAAUUUCCGACAGGAGUUCUUUGCCCAAUAUUAUUCUGAUUUUGAGGUGAACGCCAAGAGGAGAGAGUAUACCCUCCUGACCCAAGGGGGCAAAAUGACGGUGAGGCAACUUGAACACAAAUUCAGGGAGCUCGCGGAGUUCAUACCGGAGUAUGUGUGUGACGAGAACCGGAUGGUAAAUCACUUCUGGGAUGCCUUAGACCUGGAGGUGCGUGAGAGGGCAACACAGUUGCCUAACAUGACUUUUAGCCAAGUGGUCGAGCAAGGGUUAAAAGGAGAGAAAGAAUGGGAGGAAAGAAAGUUGAAGAACGCCGAAGAGGCAAAGAAGAGGAAGUGGGAGAACCAUGGGCAUCAAGGUCCUAGCAAAAAGGGGAACCAUGGGGGAGGGGGAUCUUUUCGGACACCCCCACUGCCACCUAGGGGAAGUCAUGGCCCGGGCGGGCAAUCACAAGCCUCGGGGGUGACUCGUUGUAAGAAUUGCAAGAGGAACCACCCGGGGAAAUGUCGUGACCCUCCUAGAUGCUACCAAUGCGGGAGCACCGGUCACAUGAAGAUGAGCUGCCCACAACUGGGCGGGACGAGGGCAUCAGGGCCAAGUAGUGGUAAUACCGGGACACGGAAUCAAGCCGGGACUUCACAAGCGUCCAGGGGGCAAGGGGGAGCAAGCGCAAGCAACGCGCCGUCCGUGAAUCAAGGAAGGACUCAAGCUAGGGUCUACGCGAUGACGGAGGCGGAUGCUCAAGCUAACCCGGAUUCCGUUGCAGGUUGAGGCUAGAGCUUGCUUCCUGUGCUCGUUGCUCGAGGGAUCAUCUAGGAGGGAAGACUUGGUUCGUGCUCCCUCCAUUCAGUUUUAAACAUUAAUAAACAUGCUCAUGGACAUUUUACUAUAGAGCCUGCGUGCUCAUGUUAGCCACGUGUGGCAUUUGUUUUCAAACUAUGUUUUCCGCUAUGUAUUCGAUUACUUAUUAUGUUUGUUUAUGGAUGGCUUACGUGUGAAUGAUAUUCGAGACGCCUUGUAUAAUAUGAAUGUGUUGGACUGCGGUUGACUAUUCGUAUUGUACGGCGGGUUGUUGACGUGUCCGGGG